AUGGACGGAGAGGGAAUGUUAGGCGAGACUUCGUCGGGAACUCAGCUCGAGAAUUGGAUAGAAGAGCAGGAUCGGCUGAAGAAGAAACUGAUCGCGUACGAUGACUUCCCAUGGAAGUUAUCUUCAUCAGUGGAACUGCCUCAGGGAUCAGAGAUGCUUAGGUACGUUGGAGGUGUGGACAUGAGCUUUGCCAAGGAAGACCCCUCGGUGGCAUGCGCUUGUCUCGUCGUUCUCGAGCUACGUUCUCUGCGUGUAGUCCACCAUGACUUCUCUCUCCUCCACCUCCAUGUUCCCUAUGUCCCUGGAUUUCUUGCCUUUCGUGAGGCUCCGGUUCUCUUGAAGCUUCUGCAGAAAAUGAAGGACGAUCAGCAUCCUUUCUAUCCUCAGGUACUGAUGGUGGAUGGAAAUGGAAUACUUCAUCCACGAGGAUUUGGCUUGGCGUGUCAUCUGGGUGUUCUGGCUCACCUCCCUGCCAUUGGAGUCGGAAAAAACCUGCAUCAUGUGGAUGGUCUGAAUCAAUCUGAGGUUAGACGGUCGUUCCAGCUCAAAGAAAGCCAGGAUGAACAAGUUAUCACUUUGGUAGGGAACUCUGGAUCUACGUGGGGAGUAGGGUUUAGGCCAACUCUGAAUUCACUGAAGCCCAUUUACAUUUCAAUUGGCCAUCGCAUAUCACUUGACUCUGCGGUUAAGAUUGCCAAGAUUACAUGCAAGUACCGUGUUCCGGAGCCUAUUAGACAGGCAGAUAUAAGAUCAAGAGCAUAUCUUCAAAAGCAUCAACGUCGUCUUUUAAAAGAAUUGGGACCACAGGACUGA
Molecule: messenger RNA, 813 nt
Organism: Thlaspi arvense
Lineage: Eukaryota; Viridiplantae; Streptophyta; Magnoliopsida; Brassicales; Brassicaceae
Source: the annotation of a GenBank genome assembly